Molecule: messenger RNA, 2290 nt
Organism: Filobasidium floriforme
Lineage: Eukaryota; Fungi; Basidiomycota; Tremellomycetes; Filobasidiales; Filobasidiaceae
Product: triose-phosphate transporter family-domain-containing protein
Exons: 2
Coding region: 172-2220 (682 amino acids)
Biological process (GO): phosphoenolpyruvate transmembrane import into Golgi lumen
Cellular component (GO): endoplasmic reticulum; Golgi apparatus
Molecular function (GO): antiporter activity; phosphoenolpyruvate transmembrane transporter activity
Source: RefSeq, a predicted model, not a curated record
CGCACGCAACCCGUGGCCUUUACCUGAACCCUCCACAACGACACUGUCGCGAAAAGUUGAAGACUCGACAUCGAGUGCUCAAAUUGAUCACCUUGCAGCUGCCAGCAUCAACAGACGUCUUUAUACAGCUCGCAUAAGGUACUACAUCGCCCCGGGUCUGUUCAGCCUAUCAUGCCUGACAAGCGAAGAGCCCCUUACGUGUCGAACGACCGGUCCGUCGUGGACCUCACAAAGCUGGGGGCUACCCUCGGUUCGCAAGCCGGGCCUACGAUGCCUAACGGAUAUGUGAGCAAUCCGGUCUUGAAUACGGUCUCGGACUCAAUAGGAUCGCCCGUCGACGCAAGCAAGACGAACGGUUAUGCGCCUCAUACCGAAGGGAUCUAUACAUCGUCCGUCUACAACGGAGACAGCACGAAACGACCACAUCCUCAACCGCCGGUGUACGACCCUCGAAAUAAUCCAUACAGCUUACCAGAAGGUCAAACACGGCGGCGUGGCGGAUCGAUGUCCUCGGUCUCCGUCUCUUCACCACAGUUUCAGACUACGCUCUCAAAACUGCUCUCCUCACCCUUACCUUCCGCCUCCACCCUCAAGUUUAUCUUCCUAUGCACACUGUGGUACGGUACCUCGGCCGUUUCUUCCAACACGGGCAAGGUCAUCCUCAACAACUUUCGCUUCCCGGUGACCCUGACGAUCGUUCAAUUCUUCUUUGUGGCCGCUUAUUGCUGGGCGAUCACCGAAGGCCGUACAUGGGUCCCUCUAGGCAGGUACACCCGAGGCCUGAUGCGGAGGAUCUCGGGGUCGAGGUCGUUGACGCAGAGUCAGGGGGGAGGGUCGAGGUUAAGAUCGCCUAGCAAAGCGAUCUUGAGGAACACUUGGCCCAUGGCCGUCUUUCAGGUCGGGGGGCACAUCUUUUCGAGCAUGGCGAUCAGUCGGGUACCCGUCAGCACGGUGCAUACGAUCAAGGCCCUCUCGCCGCUUUUCACUGUGCUCGCAUAUGCGCUCCUUUUCAAGAUUUCCUAUUCGCCCGCGACCUACCUCUCUCUCCUACCCCUCACCCUCGGAGUCAUGCUCGCGUGCUCUUUUGACAUUUCGGCAUCCAACAUCCUCGGCCUCGUCUGCGCCUUUGGUUCGACCCUGGUAUUCGUUUCGCAAAACAUUGUCUUCAAGAAGCUAAUGCCUUCGACUGGCAGUGCGUCGGUACACGGACCGGCGAGCGGGACGAUCAACCCGUUGAGCACCGCUCAGACAAGUGCCAAGUUGGACAAGAUCAACCUGUUGUUCUAUUCAUCGGGAAUGGCAUUCUUGUCGAUGAUCCCUCUUUGGGCGUAUUCGGACAUGCCCACCCUGAUCGCCCUCUGGCUGGAUCCCGAUAGUGUUCACCUGCCCAUCAAAGUGAAUCGGGGCGCACCUCCCAGCGUCCCAUUCUACUUUUUCGUCAACGGCACGGUGCAUUUCGCGCAGAACCUGCUGGCGUUUGCGAUCUUGUCCUCGACAUCGCCCGUCACCUAUUCCAUCGCCUCGCUCGUCAAGCGUAUCGCCGUCAUCUGUCUCGCCAUCAUCUGGUUCAACCAAAAAGUACAUCCCGUCCAGGCGGCCGGGAUCGCGCUGACGGGCAUCGGGCUCUGGAUGUAUAACGCAGCCAAGCGGGACGUGGAAAAGGGAGAGAAGAAGGUCAGGCGAAUGGAAGCCGUCAAGGACGGCAUGUUGCCGCUCAACAUGGCCGAUCAGAAAUUGCUCGACGAGAGGAGCGAGACCAGUACGCCCGUCCCGGGGGACAAGGGGAUGUACGCUUCACCUGCGCCCUCAUACGGCUUUGGCGACUAUGCCAUGCUGCCAGUCUCGCAUUCAUCCGCCGUCAAAGGUGGAUAUCCCUUUGACGAUGGCAAGGUGAAGCGGGGUACUCAGCAAGGCUAUGUCGUUCCAUAUCCAUCAGUCUCGACGGCGCUACCAUCACCGCCCCCGUCAAACGCAUCCUCACCUCCUUUCCAUGCGACAACCAACAUACCUCCAUAUGAUGAUACAACCAGCUUCAACGGCUUUAAUGGAGCGCGAAGGAGGAUGUCGAUUGAACCGCACUCAAAACUCGGGGUUACUCCGACACGGCACGUUCAUGACGAUUCGCGUCGCAUCGGACGAGGUGUAGACGAGAAGGAAGAGAUUCUCGUGGACUUUGAGCCUCGCAAGGGCUCGGGCACUGUAGCGCCGACGGGAGCUUAAUCUCUUUCGAGACGAGAUCUUCUCACUGCGGAAUCAUGGACUGGACAUUCUUGCAUCCCGCCUCGAGUGC